Striga hermonthica is the source of this 1731-nucleotide messenger RNA. Lineage: Eukaryota; Viridiplantae; Streptophyta; Magnoliopsida; Lamiales; Orobanchaceae. The record is from the annotation of a GenBank genome assembly.
AUGGCGCAAUCCCUCAACCUCUUCCUUUCCAUCCCUCACUCCACCAAACCCUCUCUCACCUCCCUCAGUACCGCUCCCCGUCUCGCCCCUUCGAAGAACCCCAGCAGGACAGCCCUCUGCAUCAGGGCCUCCGCCGUCUCGGACCCCAAUCCGGAUGUGCUAACAUCCUCAAACGGGGCCGGCGGUGAUUUGUCCGCGUAUCCUUUCCGAGCGGCCUCCGAUUCCGGCUCGAUCGACGUGGACGCGGUGACCGAGGCAGAGCUGAAGGAGAACGGGUUCCGGAGCACGCGGCGUACGAAGCUGAUCUGCACAAUAGGGCCGUCCACGUGCGGGGCGGAGCAGCUGGAGGCGCUGGCGGUGGGCGGGAUGAACGUGGCGAGGAUUAACAUGUGCCACGGCACGAGGGAGUGGCACCGGGAGGUGAUUGGGCGGGUGAGGAGGCUGAAUGAGGAGAAAGGGUAUGCGGUGGCCGUCAUGAUGGAUACGGAGGGGAGCGAGAUUCACAUGGGGGAUCUCGGUGGUGCCCCGUCCGCCAAAGCUGAGGAUGGUGAAAUAUGGACGUUCAGUGUAAGAGCUUUUGAUUCGGCUCUUCCAGAGCACACUAUUAAUGUGAGCUAUGGUGGCUUUGCUGAAGAUGUAGAGGUAGGAGACGAGCUUCUGGUAGAUGGUGGAAUGGUGAGGUUUGAAGUGAUUGAGAAAAUUGGUCCAGAUGUAAAGUGUCUCUGUACUGAUCCUGGACUUCUACUACCCCGGGCUAAUCUUACCUUCUGGCGUGAUGGGAGUCUAGUACGUGAACGUAAUGCUAUGCUACCAACGAUAUCUUCUAAGGAUUGGUUGGACAUUGAUUUUGGGAUUGCUGAAGGUGUUGAUUUUAUUGCCAUAUCAUUUGUCAAGUCCGCCGAAGUCAUAAAACAUCUUAAGAGCUAUAUUAAAGCACGCGCUCGUGAUAGUGACAUCUCCGUAAUUGCGAAAAUAGAAAGUAUCGACUCGCUCACAAACUUGGAGGAAAUCAUCCGAGCAUCAGAUGGUGCCAUGGUGGCAAGAGGAGACCUUGGCGCCCAAAUCCCCUUAGAACAGGUCCCGUCUGAACAGCAGAAAAUAGUCCGAGCCUGCAGGAAGUUGAACAAGCCCGUGAUCGUUGCAAGUCAGCUGCUCGAGUCCAUGAUAGAGUACCCCACGCCCACAAGGGCUGAGGUGGCUGAUAUUUCCGAGGCAGUCCGCCAGCGGUCAGAUGCUCUGAUGUUGUCAGGUGAGUCGGCCAUGGGUCAGUACCCGGAGAAAGCACUGACUGUUUUGAGAAGUGUGAGCCUGAGGAUUGAGAAAUGGUGGAGAGAGGAGAAAAGGCAUGAGGCAAUGGAGCUGCCCGGCAUAGCAUCUUCCUUUGCCGACAGUAUCUCAGAAGAGAUAUGUUACUCUGCUGCUAAAAUGGCCAACAACUUGGGGGUGGAUGCUAUAUUCGUUUACACAAAGAGCGGUCACAUGGCGUCCCUCCUGUCACGCUGCCGACCCGACUGUCCGAUAUUUGCAUUUACCACGACCACAUCAGUACGUAGGCGCCUCAAUUUGCAGUGGGGCCUCAUACCUUUCCGUUUGAGCUUCUCCGAUGACAUGGAAAGCAAUCUCAACAAGACUUUCUCUUUGCUCAAGGCCCGGGGGAUGAUAAAAUCUGGUGACCUGGUUAUUUCUGUCUCUGACAUGUUGCAGUCAAUUCAAGUUAUGAACGUCCCGUGA